Molecule: messenger RNA, 2952 nt
Organism: Cuscuta campestris
Lineage: Eukaryota; Viridiplantae; Streptophyta; Magnoliopsida; Solanales; Convolvulaceae
Source: the annotation of a GenBank genome assembly
AUGCUGAGCGUGUAUCGUUUAUUCUUUUACUGCACGUUGGUAAUCAAGAUCAUGAUGAACCUGGAAUCAAUCCUGGAGGGCGAUGGGGACGAAGAGAUGUGCGUGGAUGCGAUUGAAGAAUUGAAUUGUUAUUUAUUACUACCUCCGUUUCUCAAAACAAUUCCCCUUUUGACUUAGGGGAAGAAUAAGGAAGUGUUAAAUUGUAGUUGACUUUCCAAUUUUGCCCUUGAUGUGAUGGUUUAGUUGUUAGUGAAAAAGUAUGAUGUAAUAGGUAGGGUAUGAAAAAGUAGGGGUAAAAGUGGUUUCCCCUCCAUCAAUGAAAUCCUUAAACCAUUCCUCACCCAUUCGUCAAUGCCUGCACAGACUCCAUUACAGGACCGCCUUCUUUUCUUCUUCUUUGUCUUCUUCACGGCCACCUCCUCAACACCCAUUCUUGAGUACGGAUUGCUCAAUUUCCACGGAGGAAGUUGGCGAGGUUCCCCACCCAUUCUCGUCCGAGAAGAGCGACUCUCAAGUGUCGCAGGGAGAAACCACCAAUACUUUUAGGGAUCCAUGUAACUCAUCAAGCCAACCUAGUUCUGAAAAUAGUGAAACCCGUUUGGUAGAAAUCCUCCUGGGCCACAGGGACGACCCUGAAUCUGCGUUUAAGCAUUUUAAACAUGGUCUGGAGCAGGUGGAUUUUCAGCGGGGGAGCGGGGUGCCUCUCUAUGUUUUGCUUCAUAUUUUGGUAUGUUCCUCUGAGCACCAGCAUAUGGCUAGGAGUUUGAUUUUAAAACACGUUCUUGAGGAUUCUGGCCCGACUCGUCUUGUAUUUGAUAGCCUUGCUGACUGUGCCAAGAGAUUCAGUUUUGAGUUGAGUCCUGUUGUUUUCAAUGGUUUGCUCUAUAGCUUAUCUAAAGCUCGUCGUCUGUUAGAUGCUAUUGAUUGCUUUAAGGGUAUGUUGGAUCAUGAUAUAUUGAUCCAGCCCUUCCUUAUUGGUAAAGUCUUAAAGAUGUUAGUCCGGAAUAAAAUGAUCCGGGAAGCUAAAGCUCUGUUAAGUGAUGCUGUCUGUAGAGGGAUUGCAUAUGGUACUUUUACAGUACGUUUAAUGAUGCUUGCUUGUGUAAAAGAAGGCGAUGCCGAGCUUGCUGAGAGGUACUUUUUAGAGUCCAAGGCUAGUGGAAUUACGCAUAAUGAAGCAACAUACAGUGUUGCUGUACACACUGCUUGUAGAUUGGGAAAAGCGAAUACUGCCAUUGCAUUGCUGAAUGAGAUGAAGGAGAAGAGUUGGGUUCCUUCCGAGGGAACAUACACAAAUGUAAUUUGUGCUUGUGUGAAGCAAAUGAAUAUGGUUGAUGCAUUAAGGAUUAAAGAUGAGAUGGUUAGUUGUGGCCGAUCAGUAGGAUUGGUGGUUAUGACAAGCUUAAUGAAGGGAUAUUGUGUGCAGGGUGAUGUAAGCAGUGCUUUGGGUUUGCUUGAUCAUGUUGUUGAGGGUGGAUUAAGUCCAAACAAGGCCACUUAUGCAGUUCUGAUCGAAGGCUGCUGUAAUAAGGGACAUAUUGAAAAGGCACUAGAAUUACACACUCAAAUGAAACUUGCUGGCAUUCAGCCAUCCGUGUAUACCGAGAAUUCUUUACUUAGAGGGUUCCUCAAAGCUAACUUAUUGGAUGAAGCAACUAAACAGUUUGAGCAAGUGGUUGCCACUGAUGUUGCCAAUGCCUUCACAUACAAUGCAAUGUUGUCGUGGUAUUGCAAAAAGGGCAAGACAAAAUAAGCAGAAGGUUUAUGGGACAAGAUGGUGAACAAGGGAGUUGUGCCCACUAUAGUCUCAUAUAACAACAUGAUCCUUCUCAACUGCAGAAGUGGAAAUAUGGACAAAGCAUCAACUUUAUAUUCCGAGCUGAAAAAUCACAAUACAAAGGCUAAUGAAGUCACAUAUACCAUUUUAAUUGAUGGGCAUUUCUGUAGAGGUGAUACCGAUCAAGCACUGGAAACAUUUGACAAAAUGCUUGCUUCAGGGAUUGCUCCAACAGACUACACACUCAACUCCAUCAUAAAUGGUUUGUGUAAAGUCGGGAGAACAUGUGAGGCAAAGACUAGGCUUAAUAUGUUCACAGAGAAGGGUCUAGACCCGAGCUGCAUGGCGUACAACGCUGUUAUUAAUGGUUUUCUAAAAGAAGGGUCAGUUGAUUCAGCUAUAGCUGCUUAUACAGAGAUGUGUGAACAUGCGAUUUCCCCAAGUGUUGUCACAUAUACCUGUUUAAUUAAUGGAUUGUGCGAACACAAUAACAUUGAUCUAGCUGUUAAACUGUUGAAUGAAAUGAGGGCCAAAGGUGUUGAAUUGGAUAUUGUUACAUACGGUGUCCUUAUUGAUGUCUUUUGUAAAAGAAGAGACAUGAAAAAUGCAAUGGAACUCUUUGAAGAACUGCUUGGAGUCGGUCUAUCGCCCAACAUAGUUCUGUAUAACAGCAUGAUUAGUGGGUAUAGAAAUGUUAACAAUAUGAAAGGUGCACUAGCCGUGUACGAACGGAUUAUAAAGGAGGGAAUCCCAUGUGAUUUGGAGACAUACACUACCUUGAUUGAUGGGCUGCUAAAGGAUGGGCAAAUAGUUCUUGCAUCCAAUCUCUACACAGAAAUGCUUUCGAAGGGUAUAACACCUGACGAAAUUACAUACACUGUGCUGGUACAGGGUCUUAGCAAUAAAAAGCAGGUGAAGAAUGCUCAGAAGGUAUUUGAUGAUAUGCGGAAAAACAAGGUGACUCCUAAUGUUCUUAUUUACAACACACUAAUUGCUGCAUACUUCAAGGAGGGGGAUAUUCAAGAAGCCUUUAGGUUGCAUGAUGAGAUGCUUGAUCAAGGUCUAGUACCUGAUGAUAUGACAUAUGAUAUUCUUGUUAGAGGAACACCAGAACGUAGCUCAGUCAAUGAUUGACACUUUAUGUAUUUGAUAGACAAAAAAUAUGGCACAUAGCC